Molecule: messenger RNA, 3435 nt
Organism: Micropterus salmoides (largemouth bass)
Lineage: Eukaryota; Metazoa; Chordata; Actinopteri; Centrarchiformes; Centrarchidae
Gene: mfhas1
Product: malignant fibrous histiocytoma amplified sequence 1
Molecular function (GO): protein binding
Source: RefSeq, a predicted model, not a curated record
GAGGGAGGAGAGAGGGAGGGGAGAGGGAGGAGGAGGGCUCAGAGAUCUGACGCAGUGUGAGCCUCUGCUGCCUCACUUCCACUCCCCGCUCCCAGGAAGAGACCCAGCGGCUCGGAAAGCCCCCAGAAACACAGAGAUACGCCCGGGGAGAGAGACCCGGAGGACGGCGUGUUGUGGAGAUGAGGACGCCCGUGAGGGAGAGAGCGCACCCGCGGCACCGGACCUCGGAGUCGGGAUGAAACCCGGAGCUGUAUCCGCGGCGGGCUGUUCUCAUUGUGUGCUGAGUGGCGCAGGAGAAAAGGAUGCCUCCGCGGCCACAGACGCUCCUCCUGCUGCUGCUGCCGUCCGAAAGCUCGAUUAUUUCCCGACAUAAACUGCCUGGUCUCUCCUCUCCGACGGAGCGUUUGUUGUUCAGGAGCGCGCUGAUUUCUGAGGCACACCGGCCACCAUGCUGCCCGCUCAGUCCCCAUGAAAACUCUCAAUGAAAACAAGGAGGAGGAGGAGGAGGAGGAGGAGGGGUCCUGCAACGCCAUGGAGGACAAGGAGAACAAUCUGAAAACGGCCAGGUUGUGGAGGGAUGCCGCCCUGCGCUCCAGGAAGCUGCGGAGCAACCUGCGCCAGCUCACCCUCUGCUCCAAAGACAACCAGAUCAUACUGCCGGAGGAUAUCGCCGAGAUAGAGGUGCUCAAUCUGGGCAACAACUCCCUUCAGGACCUGCCAGACGGGCUGGGAUCCACCCUCAACAACCUGCGCAUCCUUGUCCUCCGCAGGAACAAGUUCUCAGCUGUUCCCCGGGUGGUGUUUGAGCUGGGGCAGCUGGUGGAGCUCGACAUGAGCCACAACUGCCUGCGGAGCCUCUCUGAGGGCGUGGGUCAGCUGAAGGGGCUGAAGAAGCUGUGCAUCAGUCACAACAAGAUCCAGAAUCUGCCGGCUCAGAUUGGAGCGCUUCAGUUUUUGGAGGAACUUGACAUCAGCUUCAACGAGCUGCACGAUUUCCCCAGAUCGUUCUGCAGCCUCACCAAGCUGCGGACUCUGGAUGCAGAUCACAACAAGCUGAACCAGUUCCCUCCUGAGAUCCUGGCCCUCAGCGAGCUGGAAGAACUCGACUGCUCUGGGAACAAGUUCGAGGCGUUACCAGCAGACAUCAUGAAGCUGCAGCCUGUCAAAAUCCUCUGGCUCAGUAGUCUCCACAUGUCCACGUUACCCGACACCUUCUGUCACCUGCACAACCUGGAGAGCCUGAUGCUGGACGGGAACAACCUCACAGGGCUGCCUGCUGCUUUUGGUCAUCUGCAAAGACUCAAAAUGAUCAAUCUGUCCUCUAACGACUUUGAGGACUUCCCCCAGGUUAUUUUAAGCAUCACAGGGCUAGAGGAAAUUUACCUGAGCAGGAAUAAACUGAUUCAUAUUCCAGAGGAGAUAGGGCAGCUGGUGAAGCUGGCCAACCUUUGGCUGGACAACAACAACAUCACGUACCUGCCGGACUCGAUCGUGGAGCUGCAGCAGCUGGAGGAACUCGUUUUACAGGGUAACCAAAUAGCCAUACUUCCAGAUAAUUUUGGGAAGCUGUCCAAAGUGAACAUUUGGAAGGUGAAGGAUAACCCUCUCAUCCAGCCUCCGUACGAGGUGUGUAUGAAGGGCAUCCCUUACAUUGCAGCCUAUCAGAAGGAGCUCGCACACUCGCAGCUCGCCGUCAAGCCGCGGCUGAAACUGGUUCUGAUGGGGAUGAAGAACGCCGGGAAAACACGCCUCAGGCAGAGCGUGGUGAGCAGGCAGCAGGACGUUAAAGAAAUCCAGGGAAACAAAGGAAUCGAAGUCACUAACUGGGUGGCAGACGCCGAUCGCUGUCUUACAUUUCUGGUGUAUGAUUUGUCAGGGAAGCAAAACUACGACCUCAUCAAACCCUUUUUUCUCUCCCCCGGUGCUCUCUACAUUCUCGUUGUGAAUCUCAAAGCGUAUUCGCCCAAGAACUUUUACGCCCACGUCGGGUAUUUCCUCCACCUCCUCAGUGCCAAAGUACCCCACGCCGUCGUGUGCUUGGUGGGCACGCACGCUGACCUGUGUGGAGAGGUGGAGGUGGAGGAGAAGAGUCUGGACAUUCACAGACAGAUCGGCCUGCAGGAGAAGAGGGACACCCAGAGUCUGAGGAGCCUGGCUCUGCAGGUGGACCAGGCGCUGGAGCAGGGCUACAGCGUCCGCUGCUCCAGCCCUCACGUCCUCUUCUACGGGGUCUCUGACAGGAACCUGAGGCGGAGGAAGGCCCAGCUGCAGUACAUGCUGAACCACCGGCUGCAGAUCCUGUCUCCUGUGCUGAGCGUCAGCUGCACGGAGACCCAGAGGAACAUCCAGAGGCUGAGGGAGAAGCUCAUGUCCGUCGCCGACCACAGGGACAUCUUCCCCAACCUGCACCGUGUGCUGCCAAAGUCCUGGCAGAUGCUGGAGGAGUUGCACUUUAAGCCCAAAGACCUGUGGCUCUCGUGGUGGGACUCGGCCCGUCUGGGCCUCCAGGCGGGGCUCACGGAGGACCGACUGCAGAGCGCCUUAUCCUACCUGCACGAGAGCGGGAAGCUGCUCUACUUUGAGGACAGCAUCACCCUGAAGGAGUACGUUUUUCACAAUCUUCCACGAUUCAUUGCAAUUCUCAAUGUCUUCUUCCAGAGGGACGAGUCCACACUGCUGGACAGACUGCUCUCUGAGGGGGAGAGGGGGGACAAGGGGAGGGUGAGCCUGGUUAUAGAGGACGAGAAGGGAGAGAACCUCAGGGUGACCCACCUGCAACACCAUGUGGAGGGCUUCCUCCAACACGGCCUUUUGCCCUCCAACGUCAUCCGCCUGCUCCUCAGGCCGCUCAUCCAGACCCAGCAGGACCUGCACCUCAUCAUGGAGCUCCUGGAGAAGAUGGGGGUCUGCUACUGCAUCAACAAACCCCGCAGCAAGCCUCUGAACGGGGCCACAGUGUGGUACAAGUUCCCCAGCUACGUCAGCAGCGAGGAGCCCCGGGCGGAGGCCUCGGCUGGUGGUGGCGGCGGCGGCGGCUCUCUGCCUCUGUGUCACUUCUUCUCUGUGGAGCAGCUGCACAUCCAGUACAGCUUCCCUUUCCUGUUUCCUCCCGGACUGUUCGCACGCUUCAGCGUGCAGAUAAACAGCCACGUGGUGCAGAGGUCGGACGGCAGGCACCAGAUCUUCGCCUACCGAGGUAAAGUCCCCGUGGUGAUCAGCCACCGGCCCUCCAAAGGGAAGCUGCAGUCAGAGACUCUGUCCAUCGCCAGCCAGGCCUCGCUGCCCAACAUCUGGACCGCGUGGCAGGCGGUCACUCCGCUGGUGGAGGAGCUGAACGUGCUGCUGCAGGAGUGGCCCGGCCUGCACUACUCUGUACAUAUCCUCUGCUCCAAGUGCCUGAAGAGAGGGUCGUCCAGCCCACACGCCUUUCCAGGU